UUUUCUUCUUCCCCUUUCAGUUUAGGGGCUCCGAGCCCUGAACCCGUAUCCGGAGAGAAAGGGCUCUCAGCUCAUACCGUUUCAUUGAUUUUCCUCUGCAUUUUCCAUCACUUUCUCGAGGAAAAAAACAACAGUUUGAGAAGAAAAUGUACUCGGCUAUUCGGUCGUUACCGUUAGAUGGAUGUGUGGGGGGUUACCAAGGGUCGCUUGACGGGACCAACUUGCCCGGUGAUGCUUGCUUGGUCCUAACGACGGACCCCAAGCCUCGACUACGGUGGACUGCUGAGCUCCAUGAACGUUUUGUCGAUGCUGUUACUCAACUCGGUGGCCCUGACAAAGCAACCCCCAAGACUAUUAUGAGAACAAUGGGAGUAAAAGGCCUUACCCUGUAUCACUUGAAAUCACACCUUCAGAAAUACAGACUAGGAAAGCAAUCUUCCAAGGAAUCAACUGAGAAUUCGAAGGAUGGUAUAUGUUUCGUUGGCGUUUAUGCUUCUUCAGUUGCGGAAAGGCAGGACACUGGCUCAUCUACGACAGAAUCAUCGAGAAUGGUUGCACAAGAUGUGAAUGAUGGUUACCAGGUUACUGAAGCACUUCGAGUGCAGAUGGAAGUUCAACGUAAACUGCAUGAACAGUUGGAGGUACAACGUCGUCUUCAAAUCCGAAUCGAAGCACAAGGUAAAUACCUACAGUCGAUACUCGAGAAAGCCUGUAAAGCUCUGAAUGAUCAGGCCGCUGCUUCUGCCGGUCUAGAAGCAGCCAGAGACGAGCUUUCCGAACUGGCUAUCAAGGUUUCGAACGAUUGCCAAGGGAUGAUCCCUCUCGAUAACAUAAAAUUGCCUUCCUUAUCCGAACUAGCUGCAGCUCUAGAGAACCAACCAGCUUCCAAUAUGCCGGCCCUAAUCGGUGACUGCUCUGUCGAAAGCGGCUUGACUGGAAGCCCUUUAUCUCCAAUGGGUGUCGGUUCACAAGCCGUUACAAUGAAGAGGCCGAGGUCCCCAUUCGGUAUCGGAGACCCUUUGCCCUUGGGUGGCAACAUAAGGCAAGAAAUAGAAUGGGUGAUGCCCAAUAUUCGUUGAGUUCCAAGACAUUGCCCUCUAGAAAUGGUACUUUCCCUCUUGUUUACUGUAUUAUCCAUGGUCUGCAUAUUCCAGAGGCAGAUCCUUUUGAAUAUGGGAUUACAUGUAAAACUCGAAAUCUCCUCCCCACGAAUCA
This is a messenger RNA of Hibiscus syriacus, 1215 nucleotides long. RefSeq names its product protein PHR1-LIKE 3-like. Bases 147 to 1079 code for a protein of 310 amino acids. The record is from RefSeq and is a predicted model, not a curated record. Gene Ontology annotation, molecular function: DNA-binding transcription factor activity; DNA binding. The transcript has 6 exons. Lineage: Eukaryota; Viridiplantae; Streptophyta; Magnoliopsida; Malvales; Malvaceae.